Molecule: messenger RNA, 3556 nt
Organism: Heterocephalus glaber (naked mole-rat)
Lineage: Eukaryota; Metazoa; Chordata; Mammalia; Rodentia; Bathyergidae
Gene: Cldn19
Product: claudin 19
Cellular component (GO): membrane; bicellular tight junction
Molecular function (GO): structural molecule activity
Source: RefSeq, a predicted model, not a curated record
CUGGAGCCCAGAGCCACUGUCUUUGCUGCUGCUGCAGCUGCUGUCCCCUCUCCUCCUCUGCUUCUGACCACUCACUGCUCCCCUGCCCAGCUGUUCUUUCUCCUGGCCAUGACCACAGCAAACCCCAGGACCCCAGCCCAGCUCUGAGCCCGGGGCCCUUGGUCCCCUCCUUUGGGCCAUGGCCAACUCGGGUCUUCAGCUGUUGGGCUACUUCCUGGCCCUGGGUGGCUGGGUGGGCAUCAUUGCCAGCACAGCCCUGCCACAAUGGAAGCAGUCUUCCUAUGCAGGUGAUGCCAUCAUCACGGCCGUGGGCCUCUACGAAGGACUCUGGAUGUCCUGCGCCUCGCAGAGCACUGGUCAGGUGCAGUGCAAGCUCUAUGACUCGCUGCUCGCCCUGGACGGUCACAUCCAGUCAGCACGAGCCCUGAUGGUGCUGGCUGUGCUCCUGGGCUUCGUGGGGAUGGUCCUCAGCGUCGUGGGCAUGAAGUGCACACGAGUUGGAGACAGCAACCCCAUCGCCAAGGGCCGUGUGGCCAUCUCUGGGGGUGCCCUCUUCCUCCUGGCAGGCCUCUGUACUUUGACUGCUGUCUCCUGGUAUGCCACCCUGGUAACGCAGGAGUUCUUCAACCCAAGCACACCUGUCAAUGCCAGGUUUGAAUUUGGCCCGGCUCUGUUCGUAGGCUGGGCCUCAGCUGGCCUGGCCAUGCUGGGGGGCUCCUUCCUCUGCUGCACAUGCCCGGAGCCUGAGAGAGCCAACAGCAGCCCACAGCCUUAUCGCCCAGGACCCUCAACUGCUGCCCGAGAACCCGUUGUUAAGUUGCCCGUCUCCACCAAGGGCCCCCUAGGUGUGUAAUGUCCGAACCCCCGCCAGGCUCUGUCCCCCUGCCACACCUAGGUUGUGUGCUUGGCAUUGUUUGGAAAGAGAAGUGGACAUUCAACCCCAAGUAUGGUGUCAUUUGCUCUGUUCCUGGUGUGCCUAGUUUGGGACCUGGUGUAGCGUUGGACCUGACCCCGGGGGCUCUUGCAAUGGGUUAUGCAGCACAAACAAAGCAGAGCAGGAAAGAACUUGGGGUCCUGGCCUCCCAACCUGGCCUUUGGCUUGGCACCAAGACCUCCCUGAGGGGAGAUCCCGCUCACCCUUCCUUUGGCCCAGCACUGGAAGCAGAACCCUGGGGUCAGAGAGCCCCUGGUGUGGAGAAAAUAUCACAGGUAACAAGCCCUGCCUCUGGAAGCCCUCCUACAAGAAGGGACAGGCCCUGUGAGGCCUCUGGCUGGGGUUGGAUCAGAGCUGGGUGAGGGAACAUUGUGUAGGAGCCCCACCCCCCAUAGGAAGGCCAUUAGGACUGUCCUGGCAAGGUCUGAAUCCCCUAGCUCAGCCCCACACUGAAUCCUGCAGUGGAGACUGUGGUCAGAGCUCUACCCUGCAGCCCAGGGUACAGUCAGUUGGAAGGGCUUAUGGUCUUGAAGCCCAGAUAGGCCCCAAGGCCAGGUAGUGCGCUUCAUCCUCAGACUGAGGAGGCCUCUGCUCACACGCUCAGCCUCUGCCAUGCCAAACACCAGCCCUGGACUCCAGGUCUCUCCCUGGCCCUGGCCCUUCCUUCCUUAUGUACACGAAAUUCUCAUGGAAAGAGGCGUCCAUCACUAUCCUCUUCCUCUUCCUUUCUCCACCCCCUAUUCAUGGCCAGAUCGCCCACCAAUUCCUAAAGACACAAUCCAGCUUCUCCCUCAAGCUUGAUUCUUCGAGGUUAAGUGACCAAAAUUAAGUUAGAGGAAAUGACUGUCACACACACUGCAGCUGAAGUUGGGACAGGAGAAGAGAAGCGAGAAGAGCCAGGGAGCUGGCAUGGGCUUGCCCCUUUCUCCCUGCCUGGUAGCUACUGUGCAUCCACAGGGCCCUCUGGCCAGAGGGGUGGCUACCUGGCCCUAAAAAGGCUUAUAACAGUCCCACAGUCCUGCUGCUCAAGUUAUGAGAAAUACAGAAAAUGUUCUGGGUGCCUCCACCCCUAGACAUCUUGAUUCAAUGGGUCUGGGUAUCAGAGCUUACACAGCUGCCCCUAGGGAACCUCAUGAGAACACUCUGAGGGGUCCACAGCGGGUUAAGAGCCUCCAAAAGAGCGAGGAAAGGCAAGGCUGGAGAGGAAGCUCCAUCUCCCUCCUGCUUUUCUGGAAACCAGGCCAUUGGAGGAGAUGCCCUCAUCCUUCUGAUCAAUACAGCUUUGUGCUGAAAUGAUUUUGAGUCUGGAUCCUGACACACAUAGCCACAAGGGCCCUAACACAGAACUUGGAACCUGGAAACUCAGUGUUGCACUGAGGGCUUCUGUUACAUGGCACCAGCUGAGCAGGUCGCAGCCCAGCUAUUUAGCAGUCUUCACCAUUUGGUCAUAAAGCUGGCCAGGAAACCACGUGUCAUCUCUUGAUAUUCAGGGGCACCAGAACCUUGGGACUUGGUAAGAGGAGGUCAAGAUAUCAGAGACUGUCUAUGGCCGUACCACACCCUGUAUGUGCCCCAUCUCUGUCUGAUCACAGAAGAUAAUGUGCUGGCUACUUCUUGUGGGUUUUAGGGACAGGCUGUGAGAAAGACAAACUCCAUGCAAGCAGCGGACCUGACAGCAUUAAAGGAAGCCUGUUUUGCCUGUAGCCAGGAAUGGGGAAGGGAAUGGCCAGUUAACCACAGCUCUGGGUGUUAUACAACCAAUUAAUACACUGAUCAAAAAUGCCUGAGAUCCUGGCAGUAGGAAGAUGUCUGGGAGAAAAUAGAGGAGUUUGAAGCUAAAAGAUUUUGGGGAUCUAGAACCUACCAGCCUCUCCUGAAGUAACCCCAUUUAAAUGCCUAUGUCAAGGUCACCUGGGUGCCAGAGGCAGGGCCAAUUUUCCAGGCCUCCUGGGCCAGCCUAUUGUUUACUGUUCCAGCCGCAAGGCUAAGAUUGGGUAGAGACCCACGGAGGUGGGGUUCAGAUUCAAAAAAGUAUAAUUCUAAAGUUUUUGCCAUUGUUUAUUUGUUUUGGGGGGUUUCUUUUGGUUCCGAGGAUCAAACUCAGGACCUUGCAUUUGUGAGGCAGACAUAAUGCCACUGAGCUAAAUCCUCGGCCCACCAUUGUUUAUUAAGAAACAGAACCGCCCAAGAAUGAAAUUGGCAGUUCCAUAAAAUACAGUUUUAGGAGGAAUUGCAUUCAGCCCCUAAGGAAAGCCCCAGACCCUAGGGGAGCUGACCAGGAAUCUCAUUUAUUGCAUGGGGAGAUGCUUGAAAAAUCUGUAUCUUAGAAUAUGGUGUGUGAUAUAUUAGAUGAUUUCAAGGGUUUGUUAAUUGUUUGUUAUAUAUUGUUAAUUUUGUGUGAUAAUUUACACUGUGGUUCUCAAUUUUUGAUCCUUACCUGGUAGAGGUGCACACUGACAUGAUGGCUGGAUUUGCUUUAAAAUAUUCUAGGAACAAGGAAUUCACGGGCAGGGGAAGCUAUAAAGGAAGACCGGUAAAUGCUACGUGUAGUGGGGGUUCACUCUACCCUUCUGUGUGUAUGUUUGCUAAUGAAGAAAAAUUAAAAAUGUAAUUUUAAAAAUA